AUGGAAGAGCCAGAAGAUGUCACGGCACCACCAAUCGACACCGAGGAGGAUGAAACCGAUGAGCCGGAUUUUGGUGAUCCUCACUACGACACGUCAGACGACGAGCCACCGAGAGGCGAUGGGUUCCUUGUGGACAGGAAGGUCAAGCCACCAAAGGCAGGAUAUGGGAAGAAAGCGGGCAGGACAGCAGAUGCCCUCAACGGUCCCGGUGAAACAACGCCCCGCCGGAAAUUCGAACGCGUAAAGAGUAUGACGGAAUCAGCGAGCCCUCGGCAGACAAAAAGGUUCAACGUUCCUAUCUCAGGAUCUGAAGCAUCGUCUCCAGCCAAAAGUCCGAGCGCCCGAAGAGGGUUGAAAGCUACGGGCAAGGAAGAGGAGUCCUCGAGCCUUUCAGACAUUGACUCUGAGGAGGCGCUGUCAGACCCGCCCCGACCAAGCAAAAGCAGAGGGCAAGGCCAAAAGCAGAAGAAGAAGGAGACCAAGCGCCAACCAGAGAAGUCUACCAAGAACAGGUCACGGGAGCUCUCUGCUGAUGAGGACAUAUCACAGAGGCCGGAAUUCAGGAUGCCGGAUGGCUACGAUGAUUUUGCCUCCACUACCGAGUUGGCAGGCAUUGAUAUGCCACUGUACACGGACGCCACAACGGACAAAAAGGCACAUCUGGGUGCAGACGAGGCCGCGUGCCCCAUGUGCGACGAGCCGGUGGACAAACAAUGGCUCAGCGAGUACUCCAAGGGCCAGCGCAUGAGCAUCUCGCGGCAGGCAAAGUUCUGCCACCUGCACAAGAAGCGGUCCGCAAAGAAGCUGUGGGAGGCCAAGGGAUACCCGGAGGUGGACUGGGGCCAGCUAGAAGCGCGCAUCAGGUCGCACCGGGACUACCUCGAGUCCCUUAUUAAUGGCGCCCCCUCGCACUUUGGCGAGCAGCUGCGGGAGAAGAUCCGGACGGGCAGGAACCGUACGCUCUUCAAGACGGACGACUAUCCCAUCCCGGGAUACUACGGCCUGCGGGGCAUGAGCGCCAUGACGGAGAGCAUCGUCGACACGUUCUCGUCGCUGCUGCGCGAGAGGGCGCCGCGGGACAGGCUCAUCUCGGCGCGCGGUCACACGGGCUACGUGCAGGCCGUACUGGUGCCGGAGCUCGGCGUGCGGCUGAUCAAGGAGGACAUGGGGAUUGGCGACGACGGCGAGGCGCGCGCCGUGAUGCGCGAGAGCCAAGCCGUCGGGGUGAUCCUCAACGACGAGAAGGGCGAGGCACGGGGGGCGCCCCAGGCUGUGGCUCGGGCUGCUUCUGGCGGGGAUGGCCAGGUGGAUGGCGCCGCCUCUGGGGCCAACAGUCAUAACACGAGUGGCACGGACGGCGAGAGCGAGCAUGGUGGCAAGGUGGAUCUUAGGAUUCAGCGCGUUGACGAUAGUGACUCCGAUCUAUCUAGUCUCGCGUCGCUGGGUGACCACAGGACCAAGGCCCCGGGGAAGGGACCGGCCGACAACAGCGACUCAAAGCUGGCCAGCCUGGUCUCGUUGGGCAAGACGAGUAAGCCCUUAGCGUUGGGAAGGGAUGAUGUCGAGGACAGCGACUCUGACCUGUCGAGUCUCGCCUCGUUGGACAAACUCUGA
Diaporthe amygdali is the source of this 1614-nucleotide messenger RNA. RefSeq lists its product as uncharacterized. The record is from RefSeq and is a predicted model, not a curated record. Bases 1 to 1614 code for a protein of 537 amino acids. The transcript has 2 exons. NCBI's taxonomy places the organism in Eukaryota, Fungi, Ascomycota, Sordariomycetes, Diaporthales, Diaporthaceae.